Molecule: messenger RNA, 726 nt
Organism: Entamoeba invadens IP1
Lineage: Eukaryota; Evosea; Mastigamoebida; Endamoebidae
Exons: 1
Coding region: 1-726 (241 amino acids)
Source: RefSeq, a predicted model, not a curated record
AUGGAAAUAUUUGCUCGGUAUGUUGACGUUUUACUCGAAGAGAUAAAGACUGGAAAUUGGAGUGAAUUCAGAGAAAUCAAAAAGAUGUUGGAAACGGGAGACCUUUUCAUGUCGAGAAUAAUCAAAAGAUUGAAGGCUCAAGUGUAUCUAAGAUUCCAUCAACUUUCACACUCGGCAAACAUGUUACAUGCCAGAAGGUAUAUCAAUUAUGAUGAAGGAACUGUGGAUGAGCAGGCUUUCAGAGAAAACGACAACCAUAUAUUCUAUAUGGAGUUAGUUGACUUGUUUUAUUGUCCUGACGAGAUGGCAAAAACAUCUGAUAUUCCCAGUUAUAUUCUAAAGGAUAAUAAAAUAUUAAAUGAAUCCUUUGAGAUUGAAAUAACAACGCUUGCAGAGUAUAUGUGGCAAAGAACACAGAAAGAGAUUGAUGAAAUGUAUAAAAAUGUCAAAGAAUCGAAGUGUGAACUUCAUCGUAAGAUGAGAAGAACCACUGGAUAUCCGUUACGUUUAUCUCUCUUAAAUAUUUAUAACAUUUUGGAGUCAUUAAAUUUGGUCAAUCUAAUGAGUGUUGUUCAUAUUUUAGUCUGUGUCGAUCCAACAACUGUUGGUAUUGAAAGAUUCUUUUCUAAACUACGUCAAAUGCAAGCACAGAACAUGUUACUGAAAACUGCGUAUGAAAGACCGUAUUAUUGUUUGGAUAACGAUGUUUGUUAUUUGACUUUUUGA